AUGCAAUUCACUCCCGACACUCGAAAUGUGGGAGGGCGAUAAUUAAUAUUAUCCCAAUUGUGGGGUCAUAGAUUAUGCCUUUAAUAGAUUAAAGAAAGGCAUUUAAAUACAGAGAUUAAAUGUUCAUUUCUAAAGAAGAAUGAAAAUUCAAAACUUCCCAUUUCUACAAGAAUAAAUGAUUUCAACAUGGUGAUUCAUAGAAAAAAAUUGUAAAACAUUAAGUAAUGUUUAACAGAUAGAAGUAAUAAAGAGCCUUCUUAUUUUUUCAGAAGAUUGCCUUCUCCUUAAAGUCUAAAUUCAAAUUCAAUCUUUAAUAAACUAACUAUGAUAAAAUCAAAAUCUACAUAAGAUAAACUGUAAAAUGGAAAAAUAAUGCCUCCUCCAAAAAUAGAUAUCGAAAAAUUUAUACCGUAGAAUACCAAAACUUAAAUUAGUUGGAUUAAUUUAAUUAAUAGUUUACACGGUCCUCAAUAUCCGCUUAAAAGGUGGAUAAAAGAGUUGGCCAUUGAAAAUAGGAUAUUUGAUGAAAAUGAUUUUGCAAUUUUAAUCAGAAUUCUAGUCAAAGCAUAUUAAAUUAAGUAAACAACAUUAGUCAGUUUAGUGGCAGAAAUUAUAGAAGAACUUGAAAAAUGAGGAUAUUUAAAAU
Paramecium primaurelia is the source of this 646-nucleotide messenger RNA. The record is from the annotation of a GenBank genome assembly. Lineage: Eukaryota; Ciliophora; Oligohymenophorea; Peniculida; Parameciidae.